AUGAUGUCGGUCAACGCGACGGUCAGGCUGCGCUUCCGCAACCGGGGCACCUUCUUCGGCCUCCACGUCACCGCCGCGCCCUUCCACCUCUUCUUCGACGACCUCACCGUCGCCUCCGGAAACAUGAAGGAGUUCUACCAGGCGCGGAAGAGCGGGCGGGUGGUGACGGUGUCCGUGGUGGGGAAGCAGGUCCCGCUCUACGGCGCGGGCGCCAACCUGCACAGCAAGCCCAACAACGGCCGCCUCGGCCCCGCGGUGGUGCCAGUCAGGCUGGCCUUCGUGCUCCGGGCGCGCGCGCACAUCCUUGGCCUCCUCCUCCGCUCCAAGUUCUACCGCCGGGGCGUCUGCCGCCUCGACGUCCGCGAGGCCCACCUCGGCAAGCCCGUGCCCGGCGUCGCCGCCCACUGCGAGUACCACGACGGGAGGUGA
This is a messenger RNA of Triticum turgidum subsp. durum (durum wheat), 429 nucleotides long. NCBI's taxonomy places the organism in Eukaryota, Viridiplantae, Streptophyta, Magnoliopsida, Poales, Poaceae. The record is from the annotation of a GenBank genome assembly.